Messenger RNA from Melampsora larici-populina 98AG31, 785 nucleotides. RefSeq lists its product as uncharacterized. The record is from RefSeq and is a predicted model, not a curated record. The coding region runs from base 193 to 444 and encodes 83 amino acids. NCBI's taxonomy places the organism in Eukaryota, Fungi, Basidiomycota, Pucciniomycetes, Pucciniales, Melampsoraceae. The transcript has a single exon.
CUCAAAGAAUUGAUCUUAAUAAAUACUCAAGGCUUACGUUAUUCAUCAGUCUUAAACUUCUUUAAUCGCGCAUCAUUAUCUCUUGAUACGUUAGCUUUACAUGGUGAUUUUUGCAAUGGUAGACAUCCAAUCACAACUGAAGAACCAGCAUGGGAAUUAAUUUCAAGUUUAUGUCCAACAUUAAAAAAAUUAAUGAUAAUUGCGUCAGAUCGUAGAAAUAAUUAUAGAAAAGUUGAUUUAAAUUUAAUACCAAAUCAACUUGAGUUUAUUGAACUUGAUCAUCAAGAUGUUAAGCUUUGGGAUGAAAUUCUUUCAAAAUUUAAUUCAAAUCCAACUUGGUUACCUGGACUCCAAAGAUUUAAAUUUAAUAAAUCGGAUUGGGAUAGAGAAAGUAUUAUUAAGACUAGUUUAGAUUUUAACUCUGUCACUCAUUUGUCUCCUUAAUUUUGAGAUACCCUCCGCUUUCUAUUACUAUCUUUAUUUUUUGUGUUAUGAUAAUCCAGUUUGUGGGUUGUUUUCUUCAACAGUCGUUUUUCCUUUUUGAUCAUCGGAUUUGGUUUCGGGGAUUUUCAUCUUUAAUCAGUGACUCCAAAUUUAUCAUUCGAGCUUCAUAGAUUUUUGUCACUUUUCAAUUUUUUGUCUUUUUUAAUUAUGUUUCAAUCAAUGAGACUUGGAGGAACGUCUUUCAUCUUUGUAAUUGUUCUUCAUUUAUUUUGAAUGAUGAAAUAUCUCAAUAAGUAAAUCAAUGGUUAAUGCAAAGAUCUCCUCAUUCUGAACAUUGCUUG